This is a messenger RNA of Sphaeramia orbicularis (orbiculate cardinalfish), 1978 nucleotides long. RefSeq names its product phosphogluconate dehydrogenase (gene pgd). Bases 129 to 1580 code for a protein of 483 amino acids. The transcript is spliced from 13 exons. Gene Ontology annotation, biological process: pentose-phosphate shunt. NCBI's taxonomy places the organism in Eukaryota, Metazoa, Chordata, Actinopteri, Kurtiformes, Apogonidae. Gene Ontology annotation, molecular function: NADP binding; phosphogluconate dehydrogenase (decarboxylating) activity. The record is from RefSeq and is a predicted model, not a curated record.
UCUGAGUCACGUUGAAGAGUUCGAGGAAGUAAAAACCGAGCGAGGAGGAGGAAAUCUGAACUGAAGUGGAUCACACUGAGCUCGACUGUCAUUUGGACACUUCACAGCUACGUUCACUGCUCAACACCAUGGCUCAAGCAGACAUUGCACUGAUUGGUUUGGCUGUCAUGGGCCAAAACCUCAUCAUGAACAUGAAUGAUCAUGGCUUUGUGGUUUGCGCCUAUAACCGAACCGUGUCCAAGGUGCACGACUUCCUCCAGAACGAGGCCAAAGGCUCCAAAGUGAUCGGAGCCGAGUCUCUUGAGGACAUGGUGGCAAAGCUGAAGAAGCCCAGGAGGAUCAUCCUGCUGGUCAAGGCUGGACAGGCUGUGGACGACUUCAUAGACAAACUGGUCCCUCUGCUUGAACCCGGGGAUAUCAUCAUUGACGGUGGCAACUCUGAAUACAGAGACACAACUCGUCGGUGUAAAAGUCUGAAAGAGAAGAACUUGCUGUUUGUUGGCAGUGGAGUCAGUGGUGGAGAGGAGGGGGCACGUUACGGACCCUCACUGAUGCCAGGGGGACAUAAAGAGGCCUGGCCACAUAUUAAGGACAUCUUCCAGAGCAUCGCUGCCAAGGUUGGAACAGGAGAACCUUGUUGUGACUGGGUUGGAGAUGAGGGCGCAGGUCAUUUUGUGAAAAUGGUCCACAACGGCAUCGAGUAUGGAGACAUGCAGCUGAUCUGUGAGGCCUAUCACCUGAUGAAGGAUGUUUUGGGGAUGGAGCACGACGAGAUGGCACAGGCUUUCGACAGCUGGAACAAAACAGAGCUGGACUCGUUCCUGAUUGAGAUCACGGCGAACAUCCUGAAAUACAGGGACACCGACGGAACACACCUGCUGCCGAAGAUCCGCGACAGUGCCGGACAGAAGGGGACGGGGAAGUGGACGGCCAUCUCAGCCCUGGAGUACGGAACACCUGUUACUCUGAUCGGAGAGGCUGUCUUCGCCAGAUGUCUGUCUUCUCUGAAGGAUGAGAGGGUGGAGGCCAGUGGCAGCCUUUCAGGACCUCAGGGGGUCCAGUUCAGCGGCAACAAGGCUGCCUUCCUGGAGGACAUCCGAAAGGCCCUCUACGCCUCCAAGAUCAUUUCCUACGCCCAGGGCUUCAUGCUGCUCCGACAGGCGGCCAAAGAGUUCGGCUGGUCGCUCAACUACGGAGCCAUCGCUCUGAUGUGGAGAGGAGGCUGCAUCAUCCGAAGUGUCUUCUUGGGUAAAAUCAAAGAGGCUUUCGACAGAGACUCAGAGCUGCAGAAUUUGCUGCUGGACUCUUUCUUCAGUAACGCCGUGCAGGACUGUCAGGAGUCGUGGCGUAGAACAGUCAGCACUGGAGUCCAACACGGUAUCCCCAUGCCCUGUUUCACCACCGCCCUGUCCUUCUACGACGGUUACAGACACGAGAAGCUGCCAGCCAACCUCCUCCAGGCCCAGAGAGAUUACUUCGGAGCCCACACAUAUGAACUGCUGUCAAACCCUGGCCAUUUCAUCCACACUAACUGGACAGGCCACGGUGGAAACGUCUCCUCUUCAUCCUACAACGCUUAAGAACCACAGUCACAUCACAUUUAAUAAGAAAGGACGAGGCCACGGAAAGAAAUUACCUCUGACAUCGUACACAUUCCUUCUGUUUAACCAGACCCAUUCAUAAAACAACCAGCUUAACCCAGUGUUUUACUCUUGUCACUGAUGUGUUGUUACAGUUUUAUUUAUCAAGAAUCAUAGUAUGUGUCCAAAUCUUCCCCCCUGUGUGUGUGUCUUGGUGUAGCAGCUUAUCACGUUAACAAGAGGGGGAGCAACGAAGUGUGACUCCAUGUUGAGUGGAGACUACGCUGGCCAGUUCAGCAGUCAUGUUGGGCCCAGGGUUCACGGUGUUAACACUGGAUUAAGGCGAACCAUUGCACUGUACUGUAUUAGGCUAAAUAAAGACUUCAAUCCCUUUAUAA